This is a messenger RNA of Fusarium sp. VM40, 1026 nucleotides long. The record is from the annotation of a GenBank genome assembly. Lineage: Eukaryota; Fungi; Ascomycota; Sordariomycetes; Hypocreales; Nectriaceae.
AUGUCCACCGCCGUCAUCUCCGCCGAGGACGCCCUCGAGCCCUCCCUUCAGACCCUCCUCGACCAGCGCAGCCUUCGCUGGAUCUUUGUUGGCGGAAAGGGUGGUGUUGGAAAGACAACUACCUCUUGCUCUCUCGCCAUUCAGCUUGCAAAAGUCCGACGCUCUGUCCUUCUUAUUUCGACCGAUCCCGCCCAUAACCUAUCAGAUGCCUUCUCCCAGAAGUUCGGCAAGGAGGCUCGUCUCGUCAACGGCUUCGACAACCUGAGCGCUAUGGAAAUUGAUCCCAAUGGCAGCAUACAGGAUAUGCUCGCGGGCCAGGGUGAUGCCGACGAUGUCAACGCUGCGGCUGGUGGCCCUCUGGGAGGCAUGAUGCAGGACCUCGCUUUUGCGAUCCCCGGUAUUGACGAGGCCAUGUCGUUUGCCGAAGUCCUCAAGCAGGUCAAGUCCCUCUCCUACGAGACCAUCGUUUUCGAUACGGCUCCUACAGGCCACACUCUGCGUUUCCUCCAGUUCCCCACUGUCCUAGAAAAGGCCCUUGCAAAGGUCUCCCAGCUGUCAUCGCAGUACGGCCCUCUCCUCAAUGGCUUCCUCGGUUCUGGUGGCCAGCUCCCCAAUGGCCAGAACCUUAAUGACAUGAUCGAAAAGCUCGAGUCUCUGCGCGAGACCAUCAGCGAAGUGAACACACAGUUCCAGGACGCCGAACUCACUACCUUUGUCUGUGUCUGCAUCGCUGAGUUCCUUAGUCUUUACGAGACGGAGCGCAUGAUCCAGGAGCUUGCCGGCUACGGCAUCGACACCCACUCCAUCGUCGUCAACCAGUUGCUUUUCCCCAAGAAGGCCAGCGAAUGUGAUCAGUGCAAUGCUCGUCGCAAGAUGCAGCGCAAGUACCUCGACCAGUACGAAGAGCUUUACGCUGAGGACUUCAACGUUGUUAAGAUGCCUCUGCUUGUCGAGGAGGUCCGUGGAAAGGAGAAGCUCGAAAAGUUUAGCGAGAUGCUUGUCACACCUUACGUCCCUCCUGAGUAA